AUGAAACAGACUGAGUAUGCCAUCAUUGAUGACAUCCCGCCAGACGACAAAUUAUGGCAGGAGUUCAAGGAUGCAGUACGAGCUGAGGGAUGGGUAAAUGGUCCGGAUGACAGCGUCCUCAUCAUUCUACCGAAACUUGCUAAAUCAGUGGUGGCUCAGAACAAAACAGAUGGCAGCUUCAUUGGUUCUGUGGUCUGGUGCGAAAACGAAGGAUUAGCCUAUAUUGCCUUCUAUAUAAUACUACCAGAAUAUCGAGGAUUUGGAAUUGGUUCAGCCAUUUGGAAGCGAGCUUUGGAACGAAUUCCGUCCGAUUGCACAAUAGGCCUACGAUCGGUGGAACGUAUGGUGCAUCGUUACAAAUCCACGGACACCCCAAUCGAAGGGCAACAAACCUUCCAUCAAAGAAUUCGUGUCACUGAUUUAUUGAGAAUCGCCAAGUCUCACACUUUAGCGGAUUCAACGACCAAACUAGCGAGCGAUUUGAACGACAGAGAGUACGAAGAAAUGCUUUCCUAUUCGAACGAAGUUUGCGGACGUGAUCGAUCUCAUCUACUACGCCUUUAUUUCGACCUCGAUUUCACAGAAGGCGCGAUUCUCACUGAUUCGACUGAGAGAAUUCGAGGAUUCGCUUCAAUGACGCCCACGGGUGAUCCAGAUAAACACCUUUAUAAAAUCUCCCCAGUAUAUGCCGAAGGGAUUGAUGAAGCUUUAUCCGUCAUUCGUCCUCUACUUGUCAAAAUACUGAAGAAGGAUCCUGACGCGAUCGCUCUUAUCAAUACAUGGAACAACUCGGCCGGGGAAAAUCUACGGUCGCUUCUUCAAGAGCAUUGCACGGAGUCUAAGAUCUCCGGCUACACCUUAUUCAGCAAGCCAUAUCGCAAUACGAUGGACUUCUCACGGAUGUUUGUCGGUCAUAACAACUCGUGUCACUUUGAUGCUUAA
Cooperia oncophora is the source of this 942-nucleotide messenger RNA. Lineage: Eukaryota; Metazoa; Nematoda; Chromadorea; Rhabditida; Trichostrongylidae. The record is from the annotation of a GenBank genome assembly.